Molecule: messenger RNA, 1953 nt
Organism: Lycium ferocissimum
Lineage: Eukaryota; Viridiplantae; Streptophyta; Magnoliopsida; Solanales; Solanaceae
Exons: 7
Coding region: 1-1953 (650 amino acids)
Source: RefSeq, a predicted model, not a curated record
AUGCGAAUUAUAAUAAUACCGGUCACAAUAAUAACAAAUAAUAAUAAUAGUAGUAGUAGUGGUGGUGGUAGUAGUAGUGGUGGUGGUAGUAGUGGUAGUGGUCGUAGUAGUGGUAGUGGUGGUAGUAGUGGUAGUGGUAGUGGUGGUAGUGGUGGUGGUAGUGGUGGUAGUGGUAGUGGUGGUAGUAGUGGUAGUGGUAGUCGUAGUGGUAGUGGUAGUGGUAGUAGUAGUAGUGGUAGUAGUAGUAGUGGUAGUAGUAGUGGUAGUAGUGGUAGUAGUGGUAGUAGUCGUAGUAGUGGUAGUAGUAGUAGUAGUGGUCGUGGUAGUCGUCGUAGUAGUGGUAGUAGUAGUGGUAGUAGUGGUAGUAGUAGUGGUAGUAGUGGUAGUAGUGGUCGUAGUAGUAGUAGUAGUCGUAGUAGUAGUAGUAGUAGUCGUAGUAGUCGUAGUAGUAGUAGUAGUAGUCGUAGUAGUGGUAGUAGUGGUAGUCGUAGUAGUAGUAGUAGUCGUAGUCGUAGUAGUCGUAGUCGUAGUAGUAGUCGUAGUAGUAGUAGUAGUUUUGCCAACAAUACUAGAAGCGUAAAUAGAUAUUUCGGAGGAAAGGUGGGACAAAAUUGGGUGUCAACAGCACUUCCCGCUACUUGGGAUGAAUUUGUUUAUGCCUUCAUUGACCACUUCAUGCCAAUUGAGGUCAGGGAAGCAAAAGCUAUGGAGUUUGAGAGGCUAAGGCAGAAUAACAUGACUGUUCAGGAAUAUUAUCUCAAAUUUAUGUCGUUGUCCAGAAAUGCUCUCCAUAUGGUUCCCGAUAUGGGAGCCGUGGUUAGAAAGUUUGUGCUUGGGCUUAAACCCGAAUUGCACAGGGAUGCUAAUACGGCUGCUCAAAAUGAUAAGAUAACUAUUUCUAAGUUGUUAGCAUUUGUGCAAGGUAAUGAGGAGAAACUAAAGGAAGAAAAAACGCGCAAAGCGAAGGAUAGGGGAAUUCAGCAAGAGGGCCAAGUCUUCAGGUCAGCAGGACCCGCUCCAUCCGCAGCCAGUGCCCCAGCCCCAAAGUUCAGGAAUGAUCAGAAGAAACAGAAUUUCAGACCAGCAGGUUCCUACUCUCAGGCUAGUGUGGGUCAGCAGGCCUAUACUAAUCCGGUUUGCGGCAAGUGUGGUAAGAGACACCCAGCAGCUCCUCGUAACAAUCAGGCCCAUCAGGGGCGUGGAGCAGCAAAGUCCGGCAAUACGGGCAGCGGUCAAAAUCGUUUGUAUGCAUUGGCAGGUCGUCAAGAUAUAGAGGCACGUGGAGAUGUGGUCAUAGAGGUCUUUCUAGAUGACCUACCCGGAGUUCCUCUCGAUAGGGAGAUUGACUUUGGAAUCGAUCUACUUCCUGAAACUAAGCCGAUAUCUAUUCCGCCAUAUAGAGUGGCUCCAGAAGAGUUGAAAGAAUUAAAAGUUCAUUUGAAAGAUCAUCUUGACAAAGGAUUUAUUCAACCAACUGUCUCGCCUUGGGGCGCACCGGUCUUGUUCGUCCGAAAUAAAGAUGGUUCUCUACGCAUGUGUAUUUACUACCGCCAGUUGAAUAAAGUCACCAUUAAGAACAAGUAUCAUCUUGCUAUAAUAGAUGAUUUAUUUGACCAACUUCAGGGUGCCCAGUGCUAUUCUAAGAUUGACCUCAGAUCAGGUGAUAGCGUGAAAGUCAAUUUUCAGAAAAUAGACGCUGUGAAGAAUUGGGCCAGACACACUUCACCAUCAGAUAUCAGAAGUUUCUUGGGUCUGGCAGGCUAUUACAGACAUUUUGUUGAGGGUUAUCAUGCUAGCAUCAUGAUGGCACCGUUCGAAGCUCUUUAUGAGAGAAGAUGUAGAUCACCCAUUGGGUGGUUUGAAGUUGGUGAAGCAGAGUUGUUAGGGCUAGACUUGGUCUACCAGGCUAUGGAGAAAGUCAAGUUAAUUCAAGAGCGUCUGAAAACGGCUUAG